AUGGCUCCCUUGUCCUCCCAGUCCUACGUUUUUGAUCCUAGGCCCAGUUACCCCCUUGUAUCGACCGUCAAGCGAUACUGGAAACCCUCCUCGCCGUUUCUUGAGGAUAACGACGCUCUGACCUUGAUAUUUGCUCAUGGAACAGGAUUUCACAAAGAACAAUGGGAACCUACCGUCGAGGACUUGUUCUCCCUUAUCGAAAAACGUGGCGGCCUUAAAAUCCGUGAGGUUUGGUCGAUAGACGCGUCUAACCACGGUGACGCUGCUAUAUUAAACGAAGAAGUUCUGCAAUGGGGUUAUGAAGAGACAUUUCGAUGGGAAGAAUACGCCCGCAGUAUACACGCACUGUUAAUGGGGUUAGGCACUGGUGUCGACGUGGACUUUACCAGCCGUUGUCUUGUGGGUAUAGGGCACUCAAUGGGAGCUGUAUCUCUGCUUUUAUCCUUAACGUUCAAUCCCCGUCCUACCUUCGAAUCUCUAAUCCUGGUUGAGCUGAUGACCAUGAACCAGGAGCAUAGCCGGGGUCCCGGAACAUUUCUCUCGAGCGCCUCCGGCAGCCGCAGAGAUACAUGGCCAUCAAAGGAGGAAGCCUAUGCCACUAUGAAAGGCCGAAAAGCAUGGCAGGUGUGGGACGAUCGAGUGCUACGACUUUUUGUGGAACACGGCCUUCGGUCACUACCUACGAUGGACUACCCAGACCAGGUCAACGGCGUCACUCUAAAAUGCUCUAGGAAGCAGGAGAUCGCCUGUUACCGCGACAGUUUAGGUAUUUCCCGAGCAUAUCGCGGUAUGGCGCAUUUCGUCAAGCUGCUUCCAAUACACCUGAUCUAUGGUGCUAUUGAUGACAUCCUGCCACCAGAGAUUAAAGAUGAUAUAAUUAACAACGCGUGUGGAGGCAUUGAGAAUCUGGCAUCUGUCUCCCGAGUCGAGGGUGGAGGACACCUAGUUGUUCAGAUGAACCCUACUGGUUUGGCAGAGAAGAUUUGGGCAGCUUUGACGUCGUCGAAAACUACGGCUCAAGCAAGACUUUGA
Messenger RNA from Desarmillaria tabescens, 1032 nucleotides. Its product is annotated as Alpha/beta hydrolase fold-1. The transcript has 7 exons. Bases 1 to 1032 code for a protein of 343 amino acids. The record is from RefSeq and is a predicted model, not a curated record. Lineage: Eukaryota; Fungi; Basidiomycota; Agaricomycetes; Agaricales; Physalacriaceae.